This is a messenger RNA of Lindgomyces ingoldianus, 522 nucleotides long. RefSeq lists its product as uncharacterized. The record is from RefSeq and is a predicted model, not a curated record. The transcript has 4 exons. Bases 1 to 522 code for a protein of 173 amino acids. NCBI's taxonomy places the organism in Eukaryota, Fungi, Ascomycota, Dothideomycetes, Pleosporales, Lindgomycetaceae.
AUGAUCGAAUUCUUCCACCGGCUAGAAUACAAUGUGACUGGCUGUCGUAGGUCAAUGUUCCUAAAACACCUUCGUGUCGAUAUGGGUGCAGACAAGUAUAUGUCAAUAAACCCAGUUCCACAUGAUCUCUGCGUCCCAUCAAGCUUCAGAAUAUGGCAGAUAACUUGGUUUCAUGUGCUAGGAGAGAUACGUCGUUUGAUAUAUGAACGCAUAGUGAUGUGCGACUUCGUUGUCUUUGACUUUGCGAUUAAGUCCAAGCAGUUUGACGACCCCGGUCAAAAUGAUAAGGCUCAGAGCCAGCCUCACAGUACAUGGUUAUCCAAGUUGAACACUGUUUGCGAUGCUAGUUCUUGCCAGCUGAAAGUCAACCCUUCAAUUGACAGGGUCAGGGAAGUUUUACUCAAACCCGGUAUCCAAGCCCAACGGGGUGAGCUAGCCAAGAUCACGGAAGCAUCCCAGCAUUUCGGAGCUGAACUUGCCACGAGAGCUCUCAAGGAAGAUAUAACACACCUCGAUCUUUAG